Molecule: messenger RNA, 1057 nt
Organism: Salarias fasciatus (jewelled blenny)
Lineage: Eukaryota; Metazoa; Chordata; Actinopteri; Blenniiformes; Blenniidae
Product: zinc finger protein 518A-like
Source: RefSeq, a predicted model, not a curated record
UCAACCGUUGUUUUUGGCAACUCGACCUCAACUCAGUGUUUCCUGGUGUCAUCAAAUAAAGCCAAUGCAAACACGUCCGAUGCAGUAAAGAAAUUAAUCCACCUGCAAAGUACUUCAAAGAAAGAUGUCAAUGAAUCUUGCAUUAUGAACUCUCGAAUGAAUGUGAAGGUGCAGCCAUGCGAAGUAGAAAAACCUAUCCUAGCUCCAAGGCCAAUUCGGCCUCCAAGCCAAAGGAAAAGGCGGAGGAAAGCGUGUUUGACGAGCUUCCAGCAGCGGCGUAUAAGAAGACUCUCAAGUAAAGCACCGACGGAGACUACUGCGUUGUGGAACCCUGUAGCCAAAGAAGUGGAAAGGACACUAAGACUUGCCCCGUUCAGGUCGGACCAGCAGAUCAAAUGCCCUCGUAGACACCAGCCGGUCGUGGUGCUGAACCACCCCGACGCUGACAUUCCUGAAGUGGCCAAUAUCAUGAAAAUAGUCAGCAGGUAUAAAGGUGCUGUCACGAAGGUGGCUCUCUCUCACAAAACAAUCCAGCUCCUCUCAGAGCUCCGCCCUCAAGAGGAGGGGUCCUCGACCAAAGGCACGUCGUCUCAGACCGACCGUCCAACACCCCGAGCAGUUUGCAGUUCCGUUCGGGAGCGGUUCCUCCUUAAAAUGAAACUUAGGAAAAGAAGCAGGAAAAAGUACGAGGUGGUGAAAGGUCUAUCGGUUUGUGACCAGCAGCACGUCUUCAGCUGCUGGUUCUGUGGCCGACUCUUCCACAGUCAAGAGGACUGGAUCGGUCAUGGCCAGAGGCACCUCAUGGAGGCCACCAGGGACUGGAACCAACUCUUCUGAAAGCUCAACAACUAUUUUCUUUUGUUUUGUUUUGGUCCAUGAAAUGGAAAAGGUUAAGGUUGUAUAUUUUGAACAACCCCCACUGUAGUUUCUGUCCCUGUAAAUAGUUAUUCUCAGUUGAAUCCUAGUUAAUAUUUUAAUAUUUGCAUAUUCUGGUAAAUUAUUUUCUGCGAGCGUGACGGUGUGUCACGCACGCACACGUCACCCUGAACUGUGAACA